CAACCAGUCCUGUACCAAGUCUCCGCCCCUUCUGUCAUCUUUGUGUUGUCCUUGCCGCCCGCAGCCUAGUGCGACCUAGGUUCUGGGGGCGGGAAGCCAAAAAAGAAGUGGGCUUCGCAUUGACGAACUCUCGAACCGUCAUCCCAAUUCUUUUCCAGAUCCAUCUCCCCACCACCACCUUCGUUUUUUUUUCUGCUCUUGAGACGGCCGAGGAAUCGCUGCAUAUGCGCCCUCGCUCGCGCUAUCAGACAUGUCGGAUAGUGAGCUAAUGCUGAAUGUUGUCACAGUGGGCGGCAACUCCGUUUCCGCCUUCUUGUCGUGGAGACUUCAAGCAACCAAUGCCUGCGAUGUCACGCUCGUCUGGAAGACUGGGUUCGAGCAUGUCUCGCAAUACGGGAUAUCAUUCAAGUCGUCGAUCUAUGGUAAUGAACGGUUCAAGCCGCGACAUGUCGUCCGGACACCGGAAGAGGCUGCCUCUCGCCGAGAAGGCGCAUUCGACUAUGUUAUCCUUUGUAUCAAAGCGCUUCCCGACGUCUACGACCUGGCCUCGGUGAUUGAUUCGGUCGUCACUCCGCAACACACAUGUAUCAUCAUUAAUACGACGCAUGCGCUGGGCCUCGAGUCCGCCAUUGAGGAGCGGUUUCCGACAAACGUCGUCCUUUCUCUUGUCUGUGGUGCUGAGCUCGCCCAGCUCGGCGGAAGCGAGUUUGAACAUAAGGGCUCGACCGAGCUGUGGGUCGGCCAUGCUAACAAGAAUCCCAACAUUCCGCCCUCAAUACAAGACGAUAUGGCGCAGGCUCUGGCAAUGACACUGAACACUGGCCAAGUCGACUGCAAGGUGUCGCCCAACAUCCGUCAGCAGCAAUAUGAGCGGGUAAUUGGCCCAAUUGCUUUUCACCCUCUAACGGUCAUCUUCGAGACGCCGAAUUACGCUGCUCUUUUGGAGAAAGUCGGCGUGUCCAAGCUUGUGUCAGACAUUAUAGAUGAACUGCUUGCGCUGGCGGAAGCCCAGGGCUGCAAGUUCCCCUCAGAUUUCAAGCAGAACACCAUCGACGAGUUCGCACGCUCGACCACUGAGAACAUCAUGUGGCAGGAUUACACGGCGAGACGGCCGAUGGAAGUCGAGACCUAUCUGGGCUCGCCCAUAAAGUUGUCCCAGGAAGCCGGCGUUGGCGUGCCACGGGUCGAGACGCUCUACGCAGUUCUCCAUAACCUUAAUCUGGUUAACCGUAGCCGGCCGAAGAUCGACACCUCGGUGGCAGCACCACCACCGCCGGGGUCACCGUCCACCACGCCUUCACCGCUCCCGCGGAUGUCAGCCCAAGGCCCUCCCCGGCCAGGACCUAAUGGGGUGCCAAACGGGAACGGUAUGCCUCCUGGCAGGCCGCGGCCUAGGGGUUCGUCCUCGAUCGGGCCACCGGGGCCCGGUAUGCGUCGUCCGCCGCCCGCCAUGAACGGAGGCCCACCAAACGGGUAUCCACGGCCACCGCCGAACGGGCGUGUGCCGUCAAGGAGAGGUUCUAUGGAAGGCGCAGAUCUGGAAGAGUUCAGUCAUCUAGUGCUCUACGACGACAUCCCCGAAGGCAGUGAGGCUGGCUAUCCGCAAUCAAGCCCACACGACCUCGCGCUUAGGGAGAAGGAGUUGCAGUUGCGACAACGUGAGCUGGCCUUGAGGGAACAAGAGAUGAGGCUAAGACGAGCCGCUGCUGGCGCCGGUCCAGGGCCUAGAAGGGGACCGGGACCGGCCCCGUCCGUGCGGGGUGGCGGAGGUAUGUACGACGACGACGAGGAUGAGGACGAUGAUUAUUUCGAUCCUGGUCCCAUCCGCGUAGGGCCGAUGAUCGACCCCGAUAACUUCGACAUGAUGAGCGUUACCUCUAGGAAGAACCGGAAAACACCGAGCACCAAUCCCGCACAGUUUCGCAAGAACCCCGAACAGGAGACAGCUUCGUCUCGCAGCAAAUUCUUCCGGCCAAGUUUCGGGAGGAAUCGGUCGAGUCAAAUUAUGACUAGCACAAUCCCUUCGCUGCACGAGGACAUUAUGGACGACCCUCUGUUGGGCUUCACUUCAAACCGAUACGGCACCGUCGAUCGGGGGGCCAUGCAUGCCGGGUCGAGAGCGAAUUCUUUGACGGCUGCCCGCCUUGACGAGUUCCAGUACAAUCAGGGGCCGGCACCGACGGGAAUGAACGGUAGCGGGCCCCGGCGAGCGAGCCAGUCGCCAGGGAACCCGUACAGCCCAUCUGUUCGCGGCGUCCCGAGCGGACGUCCGUCGCCGCCGAAUGGGUAUCCCGGCCCGCAGAUGAACGGACGGCCGUCACCGCCGGAGGGCGUCCGGCAACCUAUGCCCCGAUACCCUCCGGGUCACGGCAAUACUGUUGCGCCACAGCAGGUCGAGCAGCACGCUGGGGUGAGCGCCCUACACCCACCCAAGAACAACAGUUCGCGAAGUCUGACCGGCAGUGCGAGCGCCAGCGCGGCCAGUGGUGAUUCUGCCACCCUCGGCUCGGAACCUUCGGCUCACAGCAGCCAGACCAGUCUGGGUCCUCGACCUCCGAUCGGCGUCCGUUGAGAAGGGAAGAAUUAUCAAAGCUGUCUGAGUGCAGGAUGGGGUUUCCCCGCGCUCUCGAGACACAAACCACCGAUUCCAUUUUAUUUAUGCCACGGCUGAGGGCGGCAUUCACUUGGUCUAGAAAAGAGCUAGCAUAUGCAAGCAGAACUGGUCUACGUCGGCCGGUGA
Messenger RNA from Chaetomium strumarium, 2740 nucleotides. RefSeq names its product 2-dehydropantoate 2-reductase-like protein. Gene Ontology annotation, cellular component: cytoplasm. Gene Ontology annotation, molecular function: oxidoreductase activity. The coding region runs from base 251 to 2572 and encodes 773 amino acids. The transcript is spliced from 4 exons. Lineage: Eukaryota; Fungi; Ascomycota; Sordariomycetes; Sordariales; Chaetomiaceae. The record is from RefSeq and is a predicted model, not a curated record.